Molecule: messenger RNA, 1842 nt
Organism: Venustampulla echinocandica
Lineage: Eukaryota; Fungi; Ascomycota; Leotiomycetes; Helotiales; Pleuroascaceae
Exons: 3
Coding region: 1-1842 (613 amino acids)
Biological process (GO): mRNA processing; protein ubiquitination; ubiquitin-dependent protein catabolic process
Cellular component (GO): nucleus
Molecular function (GO): nucleic acid binding; zinc ion binding; ubiquitin protein ligase activity
Source: RefSeq, a predicted model, not a curated record
AUGACGUCCUCCGUGUUCUUCAAGUUCAAAUCCCAGAAGGAGCCCUCUAGAGUGGAGUUCGAUGGUACUGGUAUCUCUGUGUUUGAGCUCAAACGUGAUAUCAUCAUCAAGAGCGGCUUAGGUGAUGGAACGGACUUCGACCUCGCAAUCUACAACGAAGAUGGCAAAGAAGAAUAUGAUGACGAUACUACUAUUAUUCCUCGAUCAACAUUGGUCAUUGCUCGUCGACUCCCACCCAUGAAGCCUGGAGCCGGCCGGGCCGCAAGAUACAUGUCGGGUAAUAUGCCUGUCAAGGCGAAGAAUUCAAAGAAUGCGUCACGCAAGGAGCCAACAAUCGCAGCAAAGCCGGCGGCUGCAGCCGUGUCAGUCCAGAUGAACAGCGCCAUGACUGAGGAGGAGCGUAUGGCGGCGAUGUUCCAAGCUCAGAGCGAGCAAUGGUCAGCCCAACAGGAAGAAAUGUCCCACCAAACACCCGUUUUCCGACCUGGCGCUAAGAAAGGGCAACAGGCAAAUGUACCAGACCACGACCCUCCCGUAGGCUACGUCUGCUAUCGAUGUGGAGAGAAGGGACAUUGGAUCCAGGUCUGCCCUACAAAUGACGAUCCAAAUUUCGACAAUAAGCCUCGAGUGAAGCGUACCACGGGUAUUCCCAGAUCCUUUUUGAAAACUGUCGAGAAGCCAGCGGCAUUGAGUAAUGAUGGUACGGAUGACGCAAAGCUUCCAUCAGGUGUCAUGGUAAAUGCAGAAGGAGAGUUUGUGAUUGCGGAGCCAGAUAAGGCAUCCUGGGAACAGUUUCAGGCCAAGACAAAAUCUUCGGCUGCCGCACAGAAGGCAGCAGCUGCUGGUGAUAAGGAGUUACAGGAUAGGGGACUGGAGUGUUCCAUCGACAAGAGAAUAUUCAUAGACCCAAUGAAGACGCCUUGCUGUGAGAAGACGUAUUGCAAUGAAUGCAUUACUAAUGCGCUCAUCGAGAGCGACUUCACCUGUCCUGGAUGCCAGACUGACGGAGUACUGAUUGAUGAUCUUAAACCUGACGGUGAGACAUCUGCCAAGAUCAAGGAAUAUUUGGAUGAAAAAAAUGCGGCGAAGAGGGCACAGGAGAAAGAGAGAUCGCAGAGUCCAAGUGUAAAACCCGAACCAGCUCCUGCUGUGGAACAGGCAUCUAAGGUCAAAUCACCUUCUCCAAUGCCGCCUGUAAAGGAAAAAUCACCUGCCAAAUCACCACCGGUAGCAAACACGACACCGAAUCCGGAAAGGGCACCCGUGAAACAAGAUACAACUGCCCCUAAGAAACGUCCCGCUGAAGAAUUACUCGAGAACCCCAAGAUUCCAAAGGCUCCAAAAGCAAUGCAACAACAAGAAGCACAAAAACAAGCCAUGUAUCAACAGCAAGCGAUGAUGAACGGCAUGGGUGGCAUGCCCGGUUUCCCAGGUAUGCCUUUCGACAUGAUGCCACAGUUCAACGGCGCCAACAACUUCGGUCCGAAUGCCAACAUGAACAUGAAUCCGAUGAUGAAUAACUUCCCCAUGCCUAUGAUGCCCAUGAACAUGCCCUACGGGGGGUUUCCCAACAUGAAUCCUAUGAACAUGUUCCCCAACGGAUUCGGCGCCAUGCCGAACGGAAUGAUGAACGGCAACAUGGGCGGCCCUGGAGCACCUGUCAAUGGAAAUAAUGGCGUUGGACCUGGAGCCGCGAGCGGCUUCCCUAAUCAGCAGAUGACCGUCUUUGCCGAGCCACUACCAAAUGAAGAGGAUAACGCAUACUUUCGGAAACCAGUCAACCCGCAUCGGCACCAGGGACGCCAGAGAAGGGCAAGACCUAGUGAUUAUCGAGAGCUAUGA